Molecule: messenger RNA, 501 nt
Organism: Lindgomyces ingoldianus
Lineage: Eukaryota; Fungi; Ascomycota; Dothideomycetes; Pleosporales; Lindgomycetaceae
Exons: 3
Source: RefSeq, a predicted model, not a curated record
GUAGGUCUCCAAGUGCCGAGAAGGAAGAAAUACGCUCUUUUGGCAAUCUGCUCAGUCGGAUGCUUCACUCUUAUAACUAGCAUCAUUCGGCUCCCUUUUUUACAUGACCUAAACAAAUCAACUGAUCCCACAUGGGGUGUAACCGACGUCGCAACAUGGUCCAUCGCCGAACUCGGCUCCGCUAUCACCACUGCCUCUAUUCCAACAACACGUCCCCUCAUUUCCUGGAUCUUUCCCAAGUUCAGACUAACGUCCUCCGGGCCAUCGCAAGAUGAGACAAGGCCCCCAAACUCGUAUGCUCUAUCCUCAGUCGUCUCUGGAACGAAACGGAGGGAUAUAAAUACUUAUACGGAAAUACAUGCGGGGAAGGACGGACAAGCCGACAAUGAGAGUGAGGAUUAUAUUCUAAAUGAGAAUGGGAGAGUUAUUCGGCAGACAGUUAAAAUGAGUGUUAGUACGGAGAGUUUUAGACAAGAUGGAAGGGGGAAGAUGGAUGUGUAA